AUGGUUUAUUCAAGGACCGUGGAUCAAGUGGGAGCCGAUACUGUAAGGAUUGACUCAACAGGACACGAAAAAUCGAAUUUUACCGUUGUCCUCUCUGUGACGGCCGCUGGAGAGAAAUUAAGACCGAUGAUCAUAUUCAAGAAAAAGAGGAUUCCCAAGGAUAAUUUCCCUCCUGAAGUGGUAGUUAGAGCCAAUGAUAAAGGCUGGAUGAAUCACGAACUGAUGAGGACAUGGCUCCAUGAGGUGUGGAACAAACGGAAAUGCUAUGUCAACGAUCCCUCACAGUCAUUACUCAUAUUAGAUUCUGCAAGAUGCCAUCUCACAGAAGACGUCCGAGAGCUUUUCAAGGAGCACUCAAAGAUCGCGGUCAUUCCAGGCGGAAUGACCAAAUAUCUACAGCCUCUCGACGUCGGCAUCAACAAGCCCUUCAAAGACAAUCUGAGGGCGGGAUGGGAGCGAUGGAUGGCCGAUUCAGCACGAGCAAGGUACACAACAGGCGGCGCCAGGAAAAGGAUGACCUACGGAGAGGUAGCUGUACUAGUCUACGAGAGUUUCAAUGCAAUCACUGAAGAAACCAUUGCGAACAGUUUCACCAAGGCUCUCGAUGAGAAUCAAUAA
Cylicocyclus nassatus is the source of this 618-nucleotide messenger RNA. Lineage: Eukaryota; Metazoa; Nematoda; Chromadorea; Rhabditida; Strongylidae. The record is from the annotation of a GenBank genome assembly.